UUGAUUUCUAGGAUGACCCUGCUUUUGGGCCCUCCUGGUGCCGGAAAAACCACGCUGCUCUUGGCGUUGGCGGGGACGCUCCCUUCAAGCCUCGAGAUGUCAGGCAAAAUAACAUACAAUGGGCAUACGAUGGAGGAGUUUGUGCCCCGGAGGUCGGCUGCUUAUGUGAGCCAGAACGAUCUGCAUAUCGGUGAGCUGACGGUUCGUGAGACGGUCAAUUUCUCUGCAAAAUGUCAAGGAAGUGGUCACCGCUUCGAUCUGCUGAUGGAGCUAUCGAGGAGAGAAAAGGAAUUAAAUAUCAAACCGGAUCCAGAAAUAGAUGUCUACUUGAAGGCUGCUGCAACAGGAGAACAAAAAGCUGAGGUGGUCACAAAUCACAUACUAAAGAUCUUGGGAUUGGAUAUAUGUGCCGACACGAUCGUAGGAAAUAACAUGUUGAGAGGAAUAUCAGGAGGGCAAAAAAAGAGAGUAACAACAGCUGAGAUGCUCGUCACACCAGGACGAGCCCUUUUCAUGGACGAGAUAUCAACUGGACUUGACAGUUCGACUACCUUCCAGAUUGUGAACUCCAUCCGGCAAACUAUUCACACUCUUGGCGGAACAGCAGUUAUUUCCUUGUUGCAACCUGCACCAGAGACAUAUGAAUUGUUUGAUGAUAUAAUUCUCCUCUCAGACGGUCAGGUUGUCUACAAUGGCCCCCGUGAACAUGUGCUCGAGUUCUUUGAAUCAGCGGGUUUCAAAUGUCCUGAGAGAAAAGGCGUAGCUGACUUCUUGCAGGAGGUUACAUCAAGGAAAGAUCAGAGACAAUACUGGAUACACAGUGAUGAGACAUACCAAUAUGUUCCUGUUAAAAACUUCGCAGAGGCAUUUCAAUCUUUCCAUGUUGGCCAGGCUAUAAGAAGUGAGUUGGCUGUCCCAUUCGACAAGAGCAGGAGCCAUCCUGCUGCCCUGAAAACAUCAAAAUAUGGUGCCAGCAUGAAAGAACUGCUUAAAGCUAACAUCAGCAGAGAGAUGCUGCUCAUGAGAAGAAACUCCUUUGUGUAUAUAUUUAAGGCGACUCAGUUGACGCUUAUGGCAAUCAUUACAAUGACGGUCUUUCUUCGGACAAAUAUGCAUCAUGACUCGAUAACAAAUGGAGGGAUAUACAUGGGUGCACUGUUCUUUGGGAUCGUGAUGAUCAUGUUCAAUGGGUUGGCAGAAGUGGGCCUAACUGUUGCAAAGCUCCCUGUUUUCUUCAAACAAAGGGAUCUCCUCUUCUUUCCAGCAUGGACAUAUUCCUUGCCAUCAUGGAUCAUUAAAACACCUCUCUCCUUGCUGAAUGCAUCAAUAUGGGUCUUCAUAACAUACUACGUCAUCGGAUUUGAUCCCAAUGUAGAGAGACUUUUUAGACAGUUCCUGCUCCUCUUAGUAAUGAGUGAGACAGCAUCUGGCCUCUUCCGCUUCAUUGCUGGUCUUGCAAGGAAUCAGAUUGUUGCGAACACCAUUGGAUCAUUCUUCUUACUAAUCUGUAUGCUUACAGGCGGAUUCGUCCUGUCAAGAGAGAAUGUGAAGAAAUGGUGGAUAUGGGGGUAUUGGAUAUCACCGCUGAUGUAUGCACAAAAUGCCAUCUCAGUAAAUGAAUUCCUAGGUGACAGCUGGAAUAAGACAAUCUCCGGUUUCAAAGAACCACUUGGAAGACUAGUUUUGGAAUCCCGUGGAAUGUUUACUGAGGCAAAAUGGUAUUGGAUCGGUGUUGGUGCAUUGCUCGGAUAUGUGCUGCUAUUUAAUGCCCUCUACACCAUCUGCCUCACAUUUCUCAAACCAUUUGACAGUAAUCAGCAAACAAUAUCUGAGGAAACGAUGAAGAUAAAACAAGCUAAUCUAACUGGUGAAAUUUUAGAAGAAGCAUCAGGAAGGCAGAGCAAUACAGCAACGCUCGAUACUGUAGAUGAGAACAAUGGUGAAUCAACUUCAAACAACACAACAGUGGAUUCUUGUCCAAGCAAGAAAGGAAUGGUCCUCCCUUUUACACCUCUCUCCCUCACAUUCGAAGAUAUAAGAUACAGUGUAGACAUGCCAGAGGAAGUCAAAGCACAAGGUGUGAAAGAGGACCGAUUGGAACUGUUGAAGGGUAUCAGUGGUUCAUUUAGGCCAGGUGUGCUUACAGCUCUCAUGGGUGUCAGUGGUGCUGGUAAGACCACACUGAUGGAUGUGCUGGCUGGGAGGAAGACCAGUGGAUACGUAGAGGGCAGCAUUACAAUAUCUGGCUAUCCAAAGAAGCAAGAAACUUUUGCUCGUGUGUCAGGAUACUGUGAACAGAAUGAUAUCCAUUCACCAAAUGUGACCGUCUACGAGUCCCUUGCAUUCUCUGCAUGGCUACGAUUACCGGCUGAUGUUGAUUCCUCAACAAGAAAGAUGUUUAUCGAUGAAGUCAUGGAGCUUGUGGAGCUUUCCCCCUUAAAAGAUUCAUUGGUUGGACUACCUGGUGUGACUGGAUUAUCAACUGAGCAAAGGAAAAGACUAACAAUUGCAGUGGAGCUGGUAGCUAAUCCUUCUAUCAUUUUCAUGGAUGAACCAACAUCUGGACUUGAUGCAAGAGCUGCAGCCAUUGUCAUGAGGGCAAUCAGGAAUACAGUGGAUACAGGAAGGACAGUAGUUUGCACAAUUCAUCAACCAAGCAUCGACAUAUUUGAAUCUUUUGAUGAGCUCUUCCUGAUGAAACGAGGAGGUGAAGAGAUUUAUGUAGGUCCACUGGGGCGCCAUUCCUGUGAAUUGAUCAGAUAUUUUGAGGCUAUUGAAGGUGUUAGCAAGAUAAAAGACAGCUAUAAUCCAUCAACAUGGAUGCUGGAAGUGAGUAGUGCAGUACAAGAACAGAUAACUGGGAUCAACUUCAGCCAAGUAUACAAGAAUUCUGCAUUACAUGGGAUGAAUAAAAAUUUAAUAAAGGAGCUAAGCACACCCCCUGAAGGUUCAAAUGACUUAUCCUUUCCAACGCAGUACUCGCAGACCUUCCGCACACAAUGUUUCGCUUGCCUGUGGAAACAAAGUCAGUCAUAUUGGAGAAAUCCCCCAUAUACUGCUGUCAAGUACUUCUACACGGUAGUAAUGGCACUGUUGUUUGGAACAAUGUUCUGGGGCAUUGGCAGGAAAAGGCAGAGUCAACAGGACUUGUUCAAUGCCAUGGGUUCCAUGUACGCCUCAGUUUUGUAUAUGGGGGUGCAGAAUUCCGCGACAGUUCAGCCAGUUGUGGCUGUUGAGCGCACUGUCUUUUAUAGGGAAAGAGCGGCUCACAUGUACUCGCCUUUGCCUUAUGCAUUGGGGCAGGUUGCAAUUGAAGUUCCAUACAUCUUUGUUCAGUCCUUGAUAUAUGGCGUGAUAGUGUAUGCGAUGAUUGGGUUCGAAUGGACAGCUGUGAAGUUGUUCUGGUACCUGUUCUUCAUGUUCUUCACGCUAUCAUACUACACAUUUUACGGGAUGAUGACGGUGGGCCUGACUCCAAACUACAACAUCGCUUCCGUUGUUUCGUCGGCAUUCUACACCAUGUGGAACCUUUUCUCGGGAUUUAUAAUACCAAGAACAAGAAUCCCAAUAUGGUGGAGGUGGUAUUACUGGCUCUGCCCUGUUUCUUGGACACUCUAUGGUCUGGUAGCCUCACAGUUUGGGGACGUAACCGAGAAGUUGGACAAUGGCAUGCUCGUGUCCGAGUUUGUCGGGAGCUACUUUGGUUACCACCACGACUUCCUGUGGGCGGUCGGUCUGGUGGUCGCCUCGUUUGCAGGUCUCUUUGCUUUCCUCUUCGGGCUCUCAAUCAAGCUAUUCAACUGGCAGAGGAGGUGA
Messenger RNA from Hordeum vulgare subsp. vulgare (domesticated barley), 3816 nucleotides. RefSeq names its product ABC transporter G family member 53-like. Gene Ontology annotation, molecular function: ATP hydrolysis activity; ATP binding; ABC-type transporter activity. NCBI's taxonomy places the organism in Eukaryota, Viridiplantae, Streptophyta, Magnoliopsida, Poales, Poaceae. Bases 13 to 3816 code for a protein of 1267 amino acids. Gene Ontology annotation, cellular component: membrane. The record is from RefSeq and is a predicted model, not a curated record. The transcript has 21 exons.